Messenger RNA from Lampris incognitus (smalleye Pacific opah), 3384 nucleotides. Its product is annotated as protein bicaudal D homolog 1-like. Bases 1 to 3384 code for a protein of 1127 amino acids. Gene Ontology annotation, molecular function: dynein intermediate chain binding; dynactin binding; cytoskeletal adaptor activity. The transcript is spliced from 14 exons. Gene Ontology annotation, cellular component: Golgi apparatus; cytosol. The record is from RefSeq and is a predicted model, not a curated record. NCBI's taxonomy places the organism in Eukaryota, Metazoa, Chordata, Actinopteri, Lampriformes, Lampridae. Gene Ontology annotation, biological process: microtubule anchoring at microtubule organizing center; regulation of microtubule cytoskeleton organization; positive regulation of receptor-mediated endocytosis.
AUGGCUGCGGGGGGAGGAUGCGGGGACACGGUGGGGGAGUGCCGCGUGGAGAUUGAGAGGCUGACGCGGGAGCUGGCGGAGGCGAACCGGGAGAAGAUCCGCGCCGCCGAGUGCGGACUGGUGGUGCUGGAGGAGAACCAGACCGUGAAACAGCAAUACGCGGAUCUGGAGGCCGAGCAGGAGGCGCUCAGGCUGGAGUUGGAGCAACUUCAGGAGGCGUUCGGCCAGGCUUACUCCACCCAGCGUAAGGUGGCAGCCGAUGGGGAGUCCAAUGAGGAGACCUUGCUCCAGGAGUCGGCCACCAAGGAGGCCUACUACAUGGGCCGGCUGCUGGAGCUCCAGUCUGAAGUCAAACACAACCGGGCCACCGUCGCCAACACGCAGGCCGACAAUGAGCACCUCAGCACCCUGCUGCAGGAGCUGCGAGAGAGUAAUGAGAUGCUGGAGCUGCAGAGGAGUCGGAUGCGAGAGGAGACCAGAGAGUAUAAGUUCAGAGAGACCCGGCUGCUCCAGGACUACACCGAGCUGGAGGAGGAGAACAUCUCCCUGCAGAAACUGGUCUCCACGCUCAGACAGAACCAGGUGGAGUACGAAGGUCUGAAACACGAGAUCAAGGUGCUGGAGGAGGAGACGGAACUCCUCAACAGCCAGCUGGAGGACGCCCUGCGUCUGAAGGACAUAUCUGAGGCCCAGCUGGAGGAGGCCCUGGACUCUCUGAAGAGCGAGCGUGAGCAGAAGAACCACCUCCGCAAGGAGCUGGCCCACCACCUCAGCCUGUGUGACGUCGCUUACACCGGCACUGCCCACCUGUCCUUCACUUCAGCCCCGCCCAGCGGCACGGCCACGCCCACCGCCUUACUCUCCCCCACCGCUGAGGAACCGGCAGCGAGGUGUAAUGGCCACCUCCAGGCGGGGACGGGCACCGGAUCGGGGACAAACACGGGCUCACUGUCCAGGGCUAACGGAGACUGCCGGGGGUCGGGUCGUAAGGCAGAGGUGUCGGACCUCUUCAGCGAGAUGAACCUGACGGAGAUCCAGAAGCUCAAACAGCAGCUGUUGCAGGUGGAACAGGAGAAAACAGCGAUCUUGACCAGCCUGCAGGAGUGCCAAACUCAGCUCCUGCACACACAGGGUGCCCUCGCUGAGCAGCACGAGAGGGCCCUUCGUCUCAGCCAGAAAAUCACGGUCCUCCGCCGCCUGCACCGUGGGGCCCACUACCUUGCUCAGGAGGCCCACAGUGGCUUGGAUUAUCAGCACGACAGGGAAGAGGAGAAAGUCGAAGGGGAGGAAGGAAAUGAGGACGACAAGAGCGGGACAGUGAACAAAAGCCAAAUGUUUUCGUACCAGACGCCGGGCCUAGAGAUCCUGCAGUGUAAGUACCGGGUGGCAGUGACGGAGGUGGUGGAGCUGAAGGCGGAGAUGAAGGUCCUGCGGGAACGGCUGGCCCAGUGCGGAGACGGAGACACGGAGGAGAAAUCGCGAAGAGACGUCCAGCUCCGAGACCUGGAGGAGCAGGUGGCCAGGCUGGAGAAGAGCUGCCGGGAGGGACGGGAGAAGCUCUCAAACCAGGACUCGGAGCUGCAAACCGCUCGCACUGCUGCCAGCGAGAGCCAGGGGGCGCUGAACGCUGCCCAGGACGAGCUGGUGACCCUGAGCGAGGAGCUGGCCCAGCUGUACCACCACGUCUGCCUGUGCAACAACGAGACGCCCAACCGCGUCAUGCUGGACUACUACAGGCAAGGCCGGGGCCUCAGGGGCCUCAGUGCAGGCCUCAAAGCGAUGUCUGCGGAUGAGAGCCGAGUUCUCCUCACGCCCCGCCUGGCGCGGAGACUGGCGGCUGUUGCCUCGGCAACCUCGAGUCCAAGCGAGUCGCGAAGCCCCUCCGAAUCUCCGUCCAAAGAGCCCCUUUCUGGGAAUGGGGCACGGGAGGGGAAGGAGGAAGCUGGGGAGGGGCUGCAGGUGGCGUCCCGGCACAGUCCCGGACCCCGCACCCCUUCCAUGGGCUCGCCCAGCAUCAGUGCCUCUUCAUCGUCAUCAUCAUCGUCAUCGCCUGCCCUGGAGCCUGCUGGCGAGCUCCGCAGGGAACCCAUGAACAUCUACAACCUCAAUGCUAUCAUCAGAGACCAGGUCAAGCACCUCCAGAGGGCAGUGGACCGGUCGCUCCAGCUGUCCAGACAGCGAGCAGCAGCCAGGGAGCUGGCUCCUCUGCUGGACAAAGACAAGGAGAGCUGCAUGGAGGAGAUCCUCAAGCUGAAGUCUCUGCUCAGCACCAAGAGAGAGCAGAUAGCCACCCUAAGGCUGGUCCUCAAGGCUAACAAACAGACUGCAGAGGUGGCCCUGGCCAACCUGAAGAGCAAGUAUGAGACGGAGAAGUCAAUGGUGACGGACACCAUGAUGAAGCUUAGGAACGAGCUCAAGGCCUUAAAGGAGGAUGCCGCCACCUUCUCCUCCCUGAGAGCCAUGUUCGCUACCAGGUGUGAUGAGUAUGUGACCCAGCUGGAUGAGAUGCAGAGACAACUGGCUGCGGCCGAGGACGAAAAGAAGACGUUGAAUUCCCUCCUGCGAAUGGCUAUACAACAGAAACUGGCCCUCACGCAGCGUCUGGAGGACCUGGCCUUUGACCAGGAGCAGACCCACCGGACUCGUGGGGUCAAAGUGACCCGCAACAAGACCAGCACUCCCAAAGUAAGUCACUCAGCCAUGGCCUCAGCUCUUGCCUCCGCCCCCACCCUAGCACAGGGUGCCCCCACCACCAUUCUGGCCCCCGCUCUGACCUCGUUUCUCAACUCCCCAAUGUCCCAGAAAGACUCCUGCAGCCCGUCGUCAGCCACCCCUUUGGUGGGUCCCUCAGUCCCGGGAAGCCCCCCAACCCUCGAGGCGCUCUCCUCCCCCAUCCCCUCAGCAUCAACCACGGCCUCCACGCUUUUGAGGCAGGCUCCCUCGCAGUGGACUUUGGGUGUCCGAACGUUCAUGGUCGACUCCCACAGUUUCAACGUCAACCUCUCUUCAGAUCUGCCGCGUAGCUCGGGACUGUCCAGGCACAAUGCCCCAGACUCCCACCCCUCCUCCUCCCGUCCCACCCAGCCGGGGGGCUCAGCCCCCUCCUCCCCCUACCGCUCAACUCUCCUGGAGGCCAGACGCUCCACGUGGAGCUCCUCUCCCCGAACGCGGCCACCCUCCAACCUGAUGCGCUCCUCUGCCCUCUAUACUGCGUCCUCCUCUUCGCUCUAUGCCUCCACUCACAGCUACUCCUCUGCCCUCUAUUGCCCAUCUUCUUCCUAUACCCCAUCCAGCUCCUAUAGUCCCUCGCCCUCAUACAACCACUCCACCCACUACAGCCCGCUUUACGCUCGAUACUAUAGCCCACAUAGGCCUCGUCACUGA